AUGGGAGGAAUUUAAUUUUUUUAUUUGGGCUAAGCUGAUUAAUUUACGAAAAUAAACUACCACUUUGAGCCAAAUUAAAGUUCAUAUCAUGAUAACAAUAUUAAUAAGCAAGGAAAGGCUUAGCAUGAAUACUUAGGAACCGAUUCAAUUAACAGGCAACUUGAAGAUUUGAAUUUCACUUAUUCAUACCCAGCUAUGUUUAUUUACAAACAAUAUCACCUAGUAUUAUUUGGUGGUAUAAACGUAUUCACUGGUAAAACUACCAAUGAAAUGCUUCUUAUUGACAUUUAGGAUUUUAAGAACCCAAUAGUUAAGAAAAUUAAACCAGAAUUUAAUGAUGGAUAGAAAUAUAAUUAUAAAGAUUAUUUCUUUGGCAAUUAAAUAUCUAAAUCUUAAGAUUCUUUCAGCAUGAAAGGGGAACAUGGAAUUUAUGAAGCAAAAAUCAAACUUCUACCUAUUACUAAACAGACUGUUUAAGUGAAGAAAAUAUUCAACUUUUGA
Molecule: messenger RNA, 501 nt
Organism: Stylonychia lemnae
Lineage: Eukaryota; Ciliophora; Spirotrichea; Sporadotrichida; Oxytrichidae
Source: the annotation of a GenBank genome assembly